AGAUACCCCUCUUAAAACGAGAAAAAACCCCUCGAUGGCGCCCAAUGUGGUAUCAAAGGUCACGAACUCCACCACGUCAACACAGGAGCUAACUCAUAAUAAAAAUUAUGAGCCUAAUGUGUCAAAAAAUGGAACAUGUACCCACAUAACCAAUCAGAUAAUAACAUCCAAUCUACCAACUAAAUGG
Molecule: messenger RNA, 187 nt
Organism: Ambispora leptoticha
Lineage: Eukaryota; Fungi; Glomeromycota; Glomeromycetes; Archaeosporales; Ambisporaceae
Source: the annotation of a GenBank genome assembly